AUGUCUAAGGGCACAUAUCUGUCGUCGGCCUCAACACCCCAAUAUCCCAAUAUGAACGACACAUUCCAUCGCUUCGUUCAUCUCCCCUGGGAUAUUCGGGAGCAGAUAUGGAAGUUCGCACUUCGUCCUUCUCUCCCAGGCGUCCACAUCUUCAAACUCUAUAAGCCAAACCCAGGUGACGGUCCAGACAAGAAACUCGAUAUCAUUUCCCAUCACAGACGCCAUGAAUCCCUACGUCUUGCCGCCCCUGAUGGUGAGGAAAGCACCUCUGCCGAGAACCACGAUACAGAUGUCACCCAGAACCGGGAUAACCCCUCGACAUACCUCAUCGAUGGAGGAUUAUGGACUGCCUGCAAAGACUCAAGGCACGUCAUACAACGCCAUUUCGGGUUUCUCAAGUGGCGAUCUUUGCACGACAAAGACCCUGAGAGAUUCCGACGCAAGGCAAUACAGAAACUUGAUAUGCCAGCAAUAGGAUAUUUUGCGGGCAAAGAUCCCUACUCUUUUGCUGUCUUGCCGAACCGAGAUCUCUUCAUCCUUCGACCUCAAGAUAUAACCAUGAUGAAACCGGGCGAUCUCAGCUGGCAUACUGGCGUUGGAGCUCAUUGGCAGGGGUUUCAAGGGUUCCAGCACAUCGCCCUGGAAUACAACAAGGAGUGGGAAGAUUUAUUAUUCUCUUCCUCUGGCCCUAAACUUGAAGCGAUGAACAGAGCCCUUAUCACACUGGGGUACCAUGCCGCCGGUCAUACGCUAUGGUUUAUCGAUUAUACCCUCAAACGAAGACAUGAAGCGAUUACUGAGCCAUCUUCAUCUAGCAAAAAGGAAAACGCCAGUUUUUAUCUCCAAGGUCAGCGGUUCUUUGAUGUAGAACUUUCACCCAACCCCCUAGAAGACUGGAAGUACGUCGACAUAACGACGAAGGACAGAAAUUGA
Fusarium vanettenii 77-13-4 is the source of this 933-nucleotide messenger RNA. RefSeq lists its product as uncharacterized. NCBI's taxonomy places the organism in Eukaryota, Fungi, Ascomycota, Sordariomycetes, Hypocreales, Nectriaceae. The transcript is spliced from 2 exons. The record is from RefSeq and is a predicted model, not a curated record. Bases 1 to 933 code for a protein of 310 amino acids.